Struthio camelus australis is the source of this 2856-nucleotide messenger RNA. The record is from RefSeq and is a predicted model, not a curated record. NCBI's taxonomy places the organism in Eukaryota, Metazoa, Chordata, Aves, Struthioniformes, Struthionidae.
AUGUCCAGGCAGCUGCACGCUGGGUCCAGUGCUCCAGCCACUAUAUCGGGCAUUGACUGGAACAGCUCCCCAGCGAAGGAUCUGAACUGGUGUCAGAAGAGAACAAAAUAUCUGGUGCGCAAGGAGUCUUCUGAGCUGGAGGUGGAGGAUUCACAGAGAUUCAUGUCUGGUGAAAGGACUUUGUUGCGGCUGCCUGUGACUGCAGCGGGACUCUCUGGGCAUGUCACCAUGGUGAAUUCAGAGCCCCAGAAUAGAGAUACAUGUCUUAGCAUUACACGAGGCUGCCUCCUGGCCGGAGAAAGACUGGCUUUACUGGGAAGGAUUGAUAAGUACGUGUCUCUGGCCAGCUACAGCAUCCCUCAGCUAUGUCAGUUUACUGUGUGCAUCGAUCUAAACCGGACUGCCAAUAUAAGUUCUUGGGCAGCAUUUUCCUACGACACUAACAACACCUCCACUGACAUAAAUGACAUAGAGCUUGGACUCUCUGGGGAAAACAAGCACCUGAGAGUGUAUCUUUUUGGGACGAGAAGAGACAUUGAGAUUGACUUAGCCAUUUUUGUCUGGUAUAGUGUGUGCUGCCUUUGGGACACCAGAACACAACUGCUGCAGGUCUACUGCAAUGGUAACCUACUGUAUAACGAAACCAUUGACCAUGCUGAGUGCCUGAAACCCAACGGAAGCCUGGUGCUGGGGCAUCUGCAUAAAAAUCAGGAUGGCCUAAUAGUGCGGGUAAGCAACAGCUUCAUUGGCAGCUUGUACUAUUUUCAAAUGUGGGACCACACCAUGGAGCAGGAAGAGUUACUGGACUGUGCCAUGGGCAAUAUUGUUAGCUGGAAGGAAGAGUACUGGGAAUUUAGCAGCAUAGUUCCAGUCGCUGACCGUCACCUGCGCUGUGUUAGAUUCUAUAACGUGGACAUGAACUUUUCUCUUUUCUACGAAACUGAGAGAACUCCUGAUUACUAUGAUGCAACGAGGCUUGUUAAAAAUUGGUUUAAUACCUUAUUUUCUGGAGAUGAAUUUGUCAUGACAAAUUUCAAAGUCAGUGCAAUUGAUAUAGAGCUUGAACAAGCUAUUUGGAAGAAACCAAGCCUGACUGAAUGUAAAUUACUGAAAGAACUUCCAAAUAAUAUUUUAGAUCUUCAGGAUGUCAUCAUAACAGAUGAGAACGCGGAAGAUGUUGUACAGCAUAUUUUAUAUCUUUUGCCAGAUGCAAAACUGGAUAUGGAAGAAAUAGAAAUCAUUGCAGAUAAAACUUCUGACAUCGCAAGGACUGCUGAUAUAAGUGGCACACUUGCAGAGGCUAUAUUAAAUGUAUUCAACUAUAUUUUGCUGCAAGAAAUAGAAAAUCAGAGCAUUAGAAAAAUGACCAAUAGUAUCCUGAAGACAAUUGAGGAGAUAGGCUAUAAGAUGACUUACACAGAAAGAAAUGCGUCGAUUGUAACUACUUCCCUGGCUUUGGCGGUGAUGCGUCCAGAUCCCAGUGUUUUUGAAGGACUGGCCUUUGGCGUUACCUCAUAUGAGAGGGGCCUGAAUCUCAAGAUCAAUAUUCAAGAAAACCCUUUCAAAAAGGCCUUGGCCUCUGUGUUUUUGCCAAAAUCACUGAAGAAAUUCUUAGGAAUCGAGUACUCUGACCCAGAAAAGCAGUCAAAGAUCCAGUUUAAUUUUUUUGGCACAACUUCACUUUUUGUGGAUGAUAGUUUAAAGAGGAAGAAGUUGAAUACUUACGUUGUGAGUGCCAGCAUUGAAAAUGCAUCCAUUCAGAACCUCAGUGAGCCUGUGAAUAUUACUCUUCAGCACAUAGACCAAAAUACGGGUAAUAGAGCAGUGCACUGCGUCUUUUGGGACUUUCUGAAGAACAAUGGACUGGGUGGUUGGAAUACAUCAGGGUGUGAAAUGGAAUAUACAGAUAUGAAUUACACAAUCUGUUUUUGUAAGCACCUUACCCAUUUUGGAGUCCUACUGGACUUGUCCCGGACAGAGAUAGAUACCACAAAUGAUUAUAUAUUAACUUUGGUAAGCUAUGCAGGAUGUGGUGCUUCUUCCCUUUUUUUGGGUAUCACACUGGUGACGUAUCUAGCCCUUGAAAAGCUGCGGAGAGACAAUCCUUCAAAAAUUCUGCUAAAUCUUUGUGCUGCAAUGCUGAUGGUGAACUUGGUCUUCCUGGUCAAUUCCUGGCUGUCUUCAUUCAACAAGCCUGGUCUCUGUAUCACUGUGGCUGCACUCCUUCACUACUUCCUGCUUGCAGCUUUCACAUGGAUGUGCCUGGAGUCUGUUCACAUGUACUUGGCUCUUGUCAAAGUUUUCAAUGUUUACAUCCCAAAGUACAUCCUAAAAUUCUGCAUUGCUGGGUGGGGAAUACCAGCUAUUGUAAUUAGUAUUGUACUCAUUAUAAAUAAAGACUUCUAUGGCAAUGGAUCACUUUCUAAGAACAAUCCAUUCAGCUCUUUUUGUUGGAUUCAAGAGAACACGGUGUUUUACAUCUCCGUUGUGGCCUAUUUCUUCUUAAUGUUUUUGAUGAAUACGGUCAUGUUCAUCACUGUUCUUCUCCAAAUCCACUCCAUGAAAUCAAAGACACAAAAUAGAUCCAGAUUCUGGAAACAGGGUUUUCUCCGUGACCUCAAAAGUGCUUUCAGCUUGAUGUUCCUUCUGGGAUUAACAUGGGGCUUUGUGUUUUUUGCCUGGGGAGCAGUGAGGAUAUUUUUCUUGUACCUCUUCAGCAUUUUUAACACCUUGCAAGGGUUCUUUAUCUUUGUGUUUCAUUGCCUAAUGAAGGAAGAUGUACUGAAGCAGAGCCGAAUACAGUUUUGCUGGGGGAGAUUUCGUCCGAAUAAUUAUUCUGAAAUGUGGAAAAACUGA